AUGGGGGCGCUCCGGGCCCCAGCGGCGCCGGGGUCGGCAGCGCUGCCGGCGCCCGCGCGCGCCUUCUUGUUUGGCACGGCGGGCGGGGAGUCGCCCCUCCCCCUCUUGCCGGCGCUCGCCGGCGAGUCGGUCCUUGGGGGGUUGCACCGGAGCGCGAAACCCCGGAAGACCCCCCGAGCGGGCGGCGCCGUGGGUGCUCGUGGGGUUGCCGUGACCCGGGGCAUCGCGAGAGUGGGCGACGAGGCUGCCGCGGCGCCGGGGGCUGCCCCCGGUGUAGGUGCCGCCGACGGGCCGCGGGGGGUCGUCGCCGGGGUGGUCGCCGUCGUGGCCCCGGACACCACAGCGGUUGUGGUCACCGCCGGGCUGCCGGCGGAUGUCCUUGGGGCGGCGGCCGCCGCAGGGCUGCCAGUCGCCGCUGGGGCGGAUGUCGCCGGUGGGGAAGAUACCGCCGCAGCCGCCAUGGAGGCAGCCGCGGCCACUGCGUACGCCCUCGAUCUCCGCACGAUCAGGGCCGCGUAA
This is a messenger RNA of Brachypodium distachyon (stiff brome), 519 nucleotides long. Its product is annotated as microtubule cross-linking factor 1-like. Lineage: Eukaryota; Viridiplantae; Streptophyta; Magnoliopsida; Poales; Poaceae. The record is from RefSeq and is a predicted model, not a curated record. The coding region runs from base 1 to 519 and encodes 172 amino acids. The transcript has a single exon.